Penicillium daleae is the source of this 1911-nucleotide messenger RNA. Its product is annotated as putative acyl-CoA dehydrogenase. The coding region runs from base 1 to 1911 and encodes 636 amino acids. Gene Ontology annotation, molecular function: oxidoreductase activity, acting on the CH-CH group of donors. The transcript has 3 exons. NCBI's taxonomy places the organism in Eukaryota, Fungi, Ascomycota, Eurotiomycetes, Eurotiales, Aspergillaceae. The record is from RefSeq and is a predicted model, not a curated record.
AUGUCCCCGUCGCCACCUCAGCCAGCUACUGCGGAGAGCGGCUACAUCACUCAGCCAGCUCCGCUGGAGAACACGUACACAACCGAUACGGGUCUCCGACGAGCGCUGGAAUGGUAUCUUCCCGCGGCGACGCUUCGAUCAGUUGAACCACACUUUACACAGCUGGGCGCCGAGGCGAUCUCCGAGCAGGUGCGUGAGUGGAGCGCAGAUGCUGAAAGAAACCAGCCAUACGUCAAGAGCCAUAAUGUCUGGGGUAAACGAUAUGAUUAUGAUCGCCUCAUCACCACCGAGGGCUGGAAGCAACUAGGCAAAUGGGGAGCCCGUCAUAGAAUUGUCUCCGCUGGAUAUGAUGCGACAUUGGGUCUGGACAGAAGAACAGUUCAAUAUGCACUGAACUAUCUCUACUCUCCAUCGUCAGGGCUCUACUCCUGUCCCAUGAGUAUGACCGAUGGAGCCGCCUUCAUUCUUUCCUCCAAGAUCAAAAAGCUUCCUCCGGCGCAUCCAUUCCAUGCAGCAUAUAAAGGCCUGAUCUCGGAGGGUGAUGACCACUGGACCUCGGGCCAGUGGAUGACAGAGCGCGCAGGAGGGAGUGAUGUUCAAAACACUGAGACCUGGGCAACUCACUCCCCCCUACCCAAGGAUUCAGGCUUCGAUCCUCUGGGCGAUGGCGACUAUCUAAUCAACGGCUUCAAAUUCUUUUCCUCCGCCACCGAUGCCAACGUCGCUCUUCUUCUGGCCAAGACUCCCUCUGGAAAACUGAGCACAUUCUUGGCGCCUCUGCGGAGGACGGUUGUUGGUAGUGAUGGUGUUUCCCGCCAGGUCUCAAACGGAGUACGAAUCCAUCGUCUGAAGAAUAAGCUGGGCACAAAGGAACUUCCGACCGCCGAGCUGGAACUCAAGGAUAUGAGGGCGCAUCUAGUCGGAGAACUCGACCAGGGAGUCGUCACUAUUGCACCCCUCCUCAAUGUCACUCGCAUCCAUACCUUUAUCGGCUCUCUCUCUGGCUGGCGCCGCGCCAUUAGCAUUACCAAGAGCUUUGCAAAGGCACGAACUACCGUGGGCGAGCCUCUGUGGCUGAUUCCUAUGCACCUGCGCCUCCUGGCAGACCUGGAGGUCAAGCACCGUGGUGGCAUGAACCUCGGCUUCUUUACCGUUGCAGUCAUGAGCUUGGUAGAGAACAGGGUUACUCAGCCUUCGGAGCACGCUCAUCUCCCUCAGCCAGGCCGGGAAGCCAACGUGGUAUUCCGAACUCUCACGGCCACUGCAAAGGCUGUUGUGAGCAAGAUGUCAGUGCUGGGAAUCCAAGAGUGUCAGGAGGCUAUGGGUGGCGUUGGCUACAUGGACGAGGCGGAUGAGCCCGAAUUCAACAUCUCCCGAAUUCUGCGCAAUGCUUCUGUCAAUUCUAUCUGGGAGGGAACGACGAAUGUCUUGGCCAGUGAGAUGGUUCGAUUCCUUCUCAAAGCUGAAAACCUGGAUAUCUUCGCAGCAUGGGUUGACCGUACGUUGACGUUGAUUCGCAACGUGUUACUCCGAAAAACUCUUACUGCCAAGUGGUCAGCUCUACGAGCUCGCUUCUCCACAAAGAACCAACUGCCCACCACGAUUCUCGCCGAUGCGCGCCGGUAUAUGUUUACCCUUGCCUGGGUUCUUUGUGGCAUUCUUCUGGCCGUUGAUGCUGAACGGGACGAGGACCCGGUCAGUGGAGAGAUUGCCCGGCGCUGGAUCCUCAGAGCUGAGGGCGGUGUUGGGGACAUGGUAUUCCAUGAUAUAGUCACAGUCCACAAGGACACAGCUCAAGAAGAUGGAGAGGAACAUCUUCAGUGGGAUUGCAGAAUUGCUUGGGGCAUUGAGCUUCCUGCUAAACGGGCGUCUGGUCACCGGUCACUGCAGAAAGCGAACUCCAAGUUGUAA